GCGAUCACGUGACGGGAACGAUGUCCCGGAAUCGCUGCGGGGCGGAAUGGUGUGUCCGCGCGCUUUGAGUGCGGGGUUCUAGCGCGCGGCGUGGCGGGGGGGGUGGUCCUCACAGGAGAUCGGGACAAGGGCCGUUUGUCGAAGAUACUCCCCAGACAUGUUCGUUAACUAGGCGGAUCUGCGCUUCGUAAACAUGGCCGUGUCACUGAGGGGCCUCUGCUUCGUGCUCAUGCUCUUCCUGGGCAGCUUCUUCGGCAGCGUCUUCAUGCUUGGCCCCGUGCUGCCCCUCAUGCUGCUCUCGCCGGCCUGGUACCGCUGGCUCACGGACCGCAUCGUCGCCACCUGGCUCACCCUGCCCGUGGCCCUGCUGGAGCUGGUGUUCGGGGUGAAGGUGGUGAUCACUGGCGACGGCUUCAUCCCUGGCGAGCGCAGCGUCAUCAUCAUGAACCACCGCACGCGCCUCGACUGGAUGUUCCUCUGGUGCUGCCUGCUGCGCUACAGCUACCUGCGGCUGGAGAAGAUCUGUCUGAAGGCGGGGCUCAAGGCCAUCCCCGGCUUCGGCUGGGCCAUGCAGGUGGCUUCGUUCAUCUUCAUCCACCGGCGCUGGGAGCAGGACCGCAGCCACAUGAGCAACAUGCUCGAGUACUUCUGCGACAUCCGAGAGCCGCUGCAGUUGCUCAUCUUCCCCGAGGGCACGGACCUCACGGAGAACACCCGGGCGCGGAGUCACGAGUUUGCGGAGAAGAACGGCCUUCCAAAGUACGAGUACGUGCUGCACCCUCGGACCACCGGUUUCACCUUCAUCGUGGACAUGCUACGCAAAGGAGACAAUCUGGAUGCCGUCCACGACAUCACCGUAGCGUACCCACAGAACAUCCCGCAGACGGAGCGCCACCUAGUGCUGGGCCUCUUCCCUAGCGAGAUCCACUUCCACGUGCAGCGCCACCCGGUAUCCCUGCUGCCUGCCUCGACCGAGGGCCUGCAGAACUGGUGCCAAGAGCGCUGGACGGAGAAGGAGGCCCGGCUGCGCAGCUUCUACACGGGCGAGCGCCGGUUCGACUGCGAGGACGCCCUCGUGCCGCCCUGCAAGUCGGAGCUGCGCGUGCGACUCAUCCAGGUGGCUUCCCUGCUUUACUGGAGUGCCUUCAUCGUGCUGUCCGUCACCGGCUUGUGGCUCUGGCCCGCGCUGCGUGCCUACUUCCUGCUCGUGGUGCUCUUCUACCUGGGCCAGCAGAGGGCGCUGGGAGGCGUGGAGCUCCUCGAGCUGGCCUGCCACCGGCACUGGAGCGGGGAGGUGGAGCGGAGGGGUGUGGCUAGAAAUGGGGAGGCGAAGAAAGGGGGCGUGGCCGGGGGCGAGGAGGAGCGGAGGGGCGCGGUCGGGGGCGGGGAGGCAGCCUUCGGGAAGGAAGACUGACCAGGAGGGCUGGCGUGGAGGUGAGGCAUGCGCUCCAGAACGAAGCUUGGCGUUUUGGUCCCCACCCCGUCCUUUCUUGUCCAAUCACUGCUCCCCAUCGAUACGCAGGGUCGCAUGGAUUCGAUGGGGGCACGCUACCUCAGGGUGGGACAAACUGGGGGUUCGAGCAGGAGGGUGAAAGGUCGCCCCCGCCUCCACGGCGCUGGACUGAAAGGGAAGCUCGGUCCACCCGGCUAACAGGAAGUCCUGCUGCGCGCGCGCUGCGUGAGCGCCUGUCCAACUCGCCUCUUCCUGUCUUUUUCCACGGACAUCAGACUCCGCCCCCUCGUCUCUCAUCCUGCCCCUCCUCUCAAGCGGAAUGUAAACACUUAAAUCAGUCUGGACUCAUUAUAGAAAUCCACAUAUGCUGUUUUUUCUUUUUUUUUCCCCCCCUUUUUAGACGGUGUUUGUGCUGAAUAUUUACGUGUUUCCGGGAGCACAGCCGCGUUGCGACGCCAUACGCGGACAUAAGUGAAAGGUUUAUAAUGUUUUGCAUUUCGAUAGGAUAAAUGUAACGAUAUUUAGUGACGUGCUUAGCUUAACGGGGGAAAGCUCGUUUAUGCGUUAUGGAAGAAGGAAAGGUGAUUUAUGCUUUUUCGCUCCAUUUGCUGUGGUGUGUAACCCUUUAUCAAGCUGAACGUGGUCAAUUACUGGGAUGAACACAGAUUAUAUGUGUUAAUAUCAAAUACUACAUGCUUGUAACACUAGAUGUUGUACUCAAAAAAUGUGCUCCGUUUCAGGAAUACUGAGAAAGGCGGUUUUCGUCUCAGCCGAGGCCUCGGGGUCCGCACCGUUCGGCUCCGAGCGUUCGCGGUCACAAUGAAGCUCGACGCGGAGCGGUCACGUUCCCUGACCUGCUCGGCCCUGAUUCGCACGUACUGUGUGUGUGGACCUUACCGGUAAUCAUCUGGAGGGAAUCGCUCCGUUCUGCUCCAUCUCUUCAGACACGCCCACUUCACAAGCAGCCGAUCAGGUUUUAAUUUUUAAAUACUCCGGGAGUUUUUAAAUAGUCUUUUUUUUUUUUUUUUUUUUUUAAUGUGUCUCUUGUCCGCUUUUGGUCUCGGUGCUUUCCGUUUCUCUUCACCAGACAUGCUGUUUCCCUCUUUUUUUUUUUUUUUUUUUUUUGAUCCAUUCACAUCGUAGAUAGUUUUCGCAAGGAAGUCCUGUGGUGAUACACGCAGAGCGGAAACACUCUUCCACCCAAUGGGAUUCUGCGUUCUUGUCGCUAUGGUGACGAGGCACAAUGACACUCGCUUGUAUCCCUUAUGGCUGUAAAACAACCUGCCUCCUUACUUUCUGCGAAAUCGGAAUCGGGACCGACAAUCCGGGGGUCUUGGCAUCGACCCCCCCCUUUUGAUUGACACGCACCCGAAUAGUUUUUAAUACUGUCUAUAAGGUAACCUCAGUUGACCUCUGAGCGAAUAGGUGAAUACUUCUCUUUCCCUCGUCCACUUCUCCACAGCUUUGGGCUUCAGAGGGUGCCGCUCUCCGUCCUGGAGGUUCCAGGGGUGGCGGGAUGAGGGGUGGAGCUGCAAGGUCAAAGCCUGGCCCACCCCCUUCCCCCACGUCCCCCACGUGGCCUUUAGUGGCAGAAAGAGUUAUCGACAGCCGAAGUGGCGCAGCACAUGGCGCCGAUCAAAAACGAACGCUGAAAGGCCUCAGGUUGCCUCCCACCCGAGUCGGGACCCCUCUGCUCCAGCCCCGUCCACGUGACGCGCGGAGUCACACGGCGGCUUCCGUGUCGGUUCCAUCCAUGCGCCGAGUCGAUGCGCUGUUAGAUUGCACAAUGCUGCCCUUGCGUUAUUGAUAUCGUUUCCUCUCUCACUUUGGGAGUAGGAAGGUCUUCCAGGCAGGACGUCCUGGAGCGCACACUGUGUCCGUUCAGUCCAUACUGCUGUGGGCUUCAGAUGACCAAGGGCUGGGGGUUGUGUGUCUUAUAUAUGUGUAUGUGUAUGUGUUGGGUUUCGGAGAGGUGUCUCCCAUGGACUGG
Molecule: messenger RNA, 3443 nt
Organism: Scleropages formosus (Asian bonytongue)
Lineage: Eukaryota; Metazoa; Chordata; Actinopteri; Osteoglossiformes; Osteoglossidae
Gene: lclat1
Product: lysocardiolipin acyltransferase 1
Exons: 7
Coding region: 194-1414 (406 amino acids)
Biological process (GO): phosphatidylinositol acyl-chain remodeling
Cellular component (GO): endoplasmic reticulum; endomembrane system
Molecular function (GO): acyltransferase activity
Source: RefSeq, a predicted model, not a curated record